Molecule: messenger RNA, 933 nt
Organism: Symphalangus syndactylus (siamang)
Lineage: Eukaryota; Metazoa; Chordata; Mammalia; Primates; Hylobatidae
Gene: OR4C11
Product: olfactory receptor family 4 subfamily C member 11
Biological process (GO): G protein-coupled receptor signaling pathway
Cellular component (GO): membrane
Molecular function (GO): G protein-coupled receptor activity; olfactory receptor activity
Source: RefSeq, a predicted model, not a curated record
AUGCAGCAAAAUAACAGUGUGACUGCAUUCAUACUGUUAGGAUUAACACAGGAUCCCUUGAAGCAGAGAACAGUGUUUGUAAUCUUCUUAAUUUUCUAUAUGGGAACUGUGUUGGGGAAUAUGCUCAUUAUUGUGACCAUAAAGUCCAGCCGGACACUAGGAAGCCCCAUGUACUUCUUCCUAUUUUAUUUGUCCUUUGCUGAUUCUUGCUUUUCAACUUCCACAGCCCCUGGAUUAAUUGUGGAUGCUCUCUCUGCAAAGAAAAUUAUAUCCUACAAUGAGUGCAUGACACAAGUCUUUGCACUACAUUUAUUUGGCUGCAUAGAGAUCUUUGUCCUCAUCCUUGUGGCUGUUGAUUGCUAUGUGGCCAUCUAUAAGCCCUUGCAUUACCCAAUCAUCAUGAGCCGGCAGUUCUGCAUCAUUCUGGUUUUUCUUGCCUAGAUAGGGUCUUUUAUACACUCUAUGACUCAGAUUAUCCUGGCCUUAAGAUUGCCUUUCUGUGGAGCCAAUUUGAUUGAUCAUUAUUGCUGUGAUUCGCAGCCCUUGUUGAAACUUACCUGCAUGGACACUUACACGAUCAACCUGCUGUUGGUGUCUAACAGUGGGGCAAUUUGCUCAAGUAGUUUCACGAUUUUCAUAAUUUCAUAUAUUGUCAUCUUGCAUUUACUGAGAAAACACAGUGCCGAAGAGAGGAAAAAGUCUCUCUCCACUUGCACUUCCCACAUAAUUGUAGUCAUCUUAUUCUUUGGCACAUGUAUAUUCAUAUAUACACGCUCCCCAACCACUUUCCCCAUGGACAAGAUGGUGGUGGUAUUUUAUACUAUUGGAACACCCUUUCUCAAUCCACUCAUCUGCACACUGAGGAAUGCAGAAGUGAAAAAUGCCAUGAGAAAGUUAUGGCAUGGCAAAAUUACUUCAGAAAACAACGGAUAA